Molecule: messenger RNA, 4256 nt
Organism: Anopheles gambiae (African malaria mosquito)
Lineage: Eukaryota; Metazoa; Arthropoda; Insecta; Diptera; Culicidae
Product: probable G-protein coupled receptor No18
Exons: 6
Coding region: 2641-4134 (497 amino acids)
Biological process (GO): adenylate cyclase-activating adrenergic receptor signaling pathway
Cellular component (GO): membrane
Molecular function (GO): G protein-coupled receptor activity
Source: RefSeq, a predicted model, not a curated record
UGCUGUUCCAAAAUACCGAAAUCGAAGCACAUACGGCAGCGAAAGCAAAAUUCAGAAAACGAAUAUACAAGUAAAAGAAGAAAUCUAACGCCAACACCAUUGGGGACAAUUUGUAAAGUGAUGUUCGUUGGUGUUCCACGUAUCCAUGCAUGCAAGUGUGUGUGACAGUGUUGUUUGUGCCGCUCUGUAGAUGCCGUCUAUAAAUAAACAGUACAGGCCAGGUUCGACCACUAAGCUUCAGCGCGCUUUCCUUCCACAGGCCUGCUGAAAGCGACCAACAAACAUUGAAACAAAAUUAGAACUAAAAAAAAUCAGUUAUCUAACUUAACCCCUUCCCUCGUUUGCAUCAAUUUUUGAAGAUCAAUUAUUAAUAAGCUCUACCGGCUGCUUAACAUUUCCUUUUCACAAAAGUCAGGAGCGGAGCGGGAGGAGUAAAGGGACUCUAAAAGUUUCCACCCCGUCUGCAGUGAGUUUCACAAAUCUUGAGAGCACUUUUUCCACCAUCCGCCAGCCCAUUCUUCAAACCGACCUUGUGCGCUUAAAGGUGAGCGGGGGUUUGUGUGUUGGGGACCCUACUCUCCACGCCCGACCGAGGAUGAAAGCUGAUUGAAAUUUAAUUAAUGGCUAUUUAUCGCCCCAUAGCGCAAUAUUUCGUCAAUCAGCGAUCCUACCGUCGUAGCAUGGGCUGCGUUAAGGUGAAAAAAAGGAGAGAAAAAGAAUUGGUAAGGAAAAAACAAGCCUGUGUGCCUUCAUAAGUCAUCCCCAGGUUGCCACGGGGAGCUUCUUGCCGGUGGUGACAAUGCCAGAGGGCAACGCUACGUGUGGGUUCGAGCGCGACUCGAACCAUUCAGCAAAGUGGUAAUGAAUGAACGGUUGUUAUGAUUUUCUGCACUACCCGGCAACUUCCCCAACGAACUACACAGGAGGCUGAUUCCACAAACCAGCGGUGUCGAAUGGCGAGAGGGGGAGAGGCUCGAUUGCGAUUCGGUGAAGACUGCGCAAGCUUUGAACCGUUGCCGAAACCGUUGCGAUUGGGAGGUUGGCUGUUAUUCGAGCACGAAUCGUGACCGACUGCUCGAAUUUGCGUUUGGCGCGCGUGCACAACAUUUUCCACUGACGGUCGGCAGUCCAACUGUAUCCGUGCUGUCGAACGGUGGCGCAAACGGUCUGGUCGGUUCGUUAGAUCCAGCCUUACGCUCCACCAUUCUUCCCCGUACCGGUGCUUUGCGACCGAAUUAGUGCAAGUGACGGCAAGGUCGGCAAAGGUAUAGACCACAAAUAAGAAUAGUGUAAGGUGAAAGAGCAAAAAAAAAAAGUGUGGUUUGGUUUUGCUGUGUUUGCCCUUUUUGCCAGUUUUGGCAUCGUGAACGUUCCCAGGAUGUAGCAGCGAGGCUAAUAAUAUCAGUGCAAACGAGUCGCGGUCGGGGAAGUUUUAAUGGCCAUCAAAGUGUGAUGUGGUGCGUGUGGGAUGUGGUGCAUCGGCAGCCUGCCGUACAGGGCUAAUCCGCAUCCGGUGAACGCUGCCAAUGUAAUGAACGACAUUGUUAGCCAGGUUAAUGUGACCACUCAGUUGUGGUGACGGGCAACGGAACGCCCCAGCACCACUACGUAGUUCGUGACAUCAUAAUCGCACUGUUUGAUGCUUUGGAGGCAUGAAGCAGAGGGUUUUGAUAUAAAGCGGAUAACGGGAAACGGCUAAAUGUUGGCGGAUUAGGAGUGGUGAAUACGCGCCUCUAGUUGCCAGGUUAUAGACCAGAUGUUGCAUAAAAUAAUUACUUUUACUGAAACCAGACGCUAAGCUCGCUAAGGAGAAUGAAUGGCAACAAUGGAAUAAUGCUCAAGUGCGAGUGUGUUUUGCACGUUUGUUUUAAAAUUUGUAUGCAGCCGCAACGAAUUGCACAACGAUUUCGUGUUCAUGUGACUGACGGUCACACGCUGAUUGACCGCGAGUGACUCCGGAUGCAAUCAGCCGGCGAAAAUGCGGAUGUCCUUUGCAGUACGUUGAAAGCCUACCGACCCUCUUCAAGCUACACUAUAAACCAGCAACUAUUCAACUAUCACCGUGCAUUCGAUGGCGGCGAAUAAUUUCCGGAGCAUCAAUUCCAUCGCCGCGUUCCACUCCGUAGUACCCAAAAGGGAGUACACAUAAUGCUUCUCGUCGCGCCACAGGAUACAAUGGCCGUACCACGCAAACGCCGCAUAACAGUUCACAUCACACUACAGUGGCUGACCAGCUGCUGAAAUAUAACAUUCCGGUGCGUUCAUUCGCCAAUAUUGAACCCUUUUCCCAGCGGGGUGACAUUUUCUGUGUCCGUGUGUGCAUGGCAUGGUGUUUCGAUUAUGAACGAUAGUUUUAUGGUGAAGAGUUGUCUUUUUUUGUUCGUGAAACGAAACAUACAGAAAAAAUAUUGCAAUCAUUGGUAUACAGUGUCCCCAGUGGCUUCCAGCAGUAAAGCAAUGAAAUAGAAUGAAAUUCCGACUGAUAAACAAUCAAGUACGUGCUGACGGGUGAAUAUGUGAAGUGAAGUGCUGACCGUGGUUUAAUAAAACGGGCAAUACGGGUACAUCGGUGCAGAUGCCAACGACAACGAAACAGUGAGAUCUAGAGAUCCCAAGCAAACAGUGAUAGAAAUCAAAAUUAUGGUCUCCAUCAACGGUUCCACCAUCACCACCAGUGCGUCGAUCAUCAUCAACUAUACGACGGCCCUUUCCACCACCUACCAGGAGCUGUACGUAAAUCUGCAGCUGAGCGAGUCCGGCCUAGGCACAGUAUUUGAUGACCGGCACCGAACGAAUGGUACGAUCAGUUGCAGCCGGUCCUGCCUGUCCUGGAAGAAGCUCGUCCUGGUAGCGCUCUUCUGUCUGCUGAUAGUGAUCACUGUCGUCGGCAAUACGCUAGUGAUCCUGUCCGUGCUGACAACGCGCCGGCUUCGCACCGUCACCAACUGCUUCGUAAUGAGCCUGGCCGUAGCGGACUGGCUAGUCGGAAUUUUCGUCAUGCCUCCCGCCGUCAUCGUGUUCGUUGUUGAAUCAUGGCAGCUCGGAUGGAUCCUGUGCGACAUUUGGAUAUCGCUCGACGUGCUGCUCUGCACGGCCUCCAUACUGAGCCUUUGUGCAAUCAGCGUUGAUAGAUAUCUGGCUGUUACGCGACCGCUCACCUACUCGAAACGGAGACGCUCGAAGCGGUUAGCACUGUUGAUGAUUUUCGUCGUUUGGCUGGUAGCACUUGCAAUCACCUGUCCUCCCAUCCUGGGCUGGUACGAUCAGGAUCGAAGGACACUACAAAGUUAUGAGUGCCACUACAACCAGAACAAGGGCUACGUGGUGUUCUCCGCCAUGGGUUCAUUCUUCAUCCCAAUGACCGUGAUGUUGUACGUCUACUCGAAGAUAUGUUGUGUGCUUACAUCUCGACAAAACAGGAUGACCAAAACGGAGGCAACGGAGAAGAACUGCGAUAUCGAAGUGGACAACUGCACGUCGGACGCAGACACCAGCCCCCGGCAGAUGGUGAGCGGUGCAUACGGUGGCCGGCACGCUCUAUCCACCAGCCACUAUCCAAACGGCAGCAGCAGCAACAACACGUCGCACCAAACGCUGUACGAGUUUCUUAGCUCGAACCGCACCACGCCGAAUGUGGCAUCGCGCGGAACCCAAAGUACCACGCGCAACGGUAGCAAUGCUAGCGGCAUGUCCAAGUUUUCCGGCGCCACGUUUGAGCUGCGACCGAUCAACACGGUGCAGUUUAGUGCGAGCCAAAUUUCGUUGUCCGAAUCGUGCGCCUCGAACGUGACGACCAACGCGACCAAGGUACGGCUGCACGGGAAACGCAUUCCGAUACGCAUCUCGUCGCUAAAGCGCGAAACAAAGACGGCCCAAACGCUCAGCAUGGUGGUGGGCGGGUUCAUUGCCUGCUGGCUGCCGUUCUUCGUGUACUACUUGUUGAUGCCUUUCAUACCCGACGAUUCCAAGAGUGACGAUCUGAUGGAGUUUCUGACCUGGCUCGGGUGGAUCAACAGUGCGAUCAAUCCGUUCAUCUACGCAUUCUACAACGUUGACUUUCGGGUUGCAUUCUGGCGGCUGACGCUGCGCAAGUUCUUCAAAAACAAGCACAACCUCACUUUUUACAAAUCGUAGACCUGCAGCAGCAUAAAAGACCGGCCUUUUGUAGAGCCGCCCGUACCGCAUCAAAAGACAGUCAGUGUUUCGUUACGUUAUGCAUAGAAUCCAAAAUAAAUAAAUAACUAAUAUCAGUUACA